ACUUCCAUGUGUAACUUCCUGUUUGAUGUGUCAAACAAUUUCGUCGGCGUCAGGUUAUCAUUCCUGCAAAUAUGGGACUUUGCAAAUGCCCAAAGAAGAAAGUAACAAAUAUAUUCUGUUUUGAGCACAGAGUGAAUGUCUGUGAAUAUUGUUUAGUAGCAAACCAUGCAAUGUGUAUUGUGAAGUCAUACCUACAGUGGUUACAAGAUAGUGAUUACAGUCCAGUAUGUACGCUCUGUACCAAAGGUUUGACAGAUGGCAACAGCAAGUGUGUACGACUCACUUGUUAUGAUGUCUUUCACUGGCACUGUCUGAACCGUUAUGCCAAUCAGAUGCCUCCAAACACCGCCCCUGCUGGUUAUACCUGUCCUAAUUGUAACAAUGGGAUAUUUCCAGCUCAAAAUGUAGCAUCACCUGUGGCUGAAGAAUUAAGACAAAUGCUAUCUCAGGUGAACUGGGCAAGAGCAGGACUUGGACUUCCACUGAUUGAUGAACCAGAACCACCACCAUCACCAGCACCCCCAAUGGAGGUUGCCAUGGAAGCACAACAACAGAUGGUGCAGCAAACAUUGCCCAUGGCACAGAGUACACCAUUAAAGAAUGAACUAGCACCAGCUUCUUCACCAACUCCUUUAAGGGUGUCACCUUCUCCCUCAAACCACACAAGGCCCAGUGCCCAUGUGACACCCCAGAUGCAACACAGUGUGAUUAGCGUUGACACAGGUACCACAGUGAGAGGACAAGAAAAGACUUACGGUGUCGCAGACCCAAGAAAAUUGUUUGAUUCAACAAAGGAGGACACAAGUAAUAUGUUUAACAUGUCACAUGAUCAUGAUGAAGACAAGUAUAAAAGAAGACCUGCAUUGGAAUGGCUAGGCAAAUGGCUCAAGUCUCGUGAAGGAAAGCACAGGAAGGACCCAGACUUGAUGAUGAAGCGGUUCCUGUUUGUCUUAAUUAUUGGACUCAUUGGAUUUGUUACAGUUGUUGUGAUUUUCUCAAAACUGGGACGCAAUGCUACAGACAAUGACCCUUUCCUGGAUCCUAUGGCUAAUCCAAAUAUAAGAGUCAAUGAAUUACCAAAACAGAUUAAUUAGUUAUUUUAAUCUUCGUUGAUGGGGUACUUUGUAUAUAAAAAACCUGGAAUAUUAUCUACAGAUAAGAUAUAGUUAUCAAGUAUAAUGUUCUUGACAGCCUAUUUAUACCAGCGGUUUUAUCGGGAUAUUUUACGUUAUGUAAGCGCAAUUCACCAAGAUUUGUUUGCCUCUAUCAUACAAUACAUUAUGACAUUCAUACAUUUACUGAUACAUGUAUAUUUAAAACAUUUUAGGCAUAGACCUUUUCUAGACUGGUAAUUAAAAUUACCCGCAAUUGGAAAUUACGAGUGUGUUACAUAUUGAAUAUGUCUAUCAUUCCAUUAUUUGCUCUGAAGAAGAAUAUUUUAUCACAGAUUAAACCUACAGGGGCUUGACACAUUCUUUCAUUCCAGAAUGAAAAAUUAACCCCAGGGUUCGACCUCUAGAUCACAAAAAAUAACCCCAGGGUCCAACCCCUAGGUCAGUUUGAUCUAGAUCACUUUGAUCUAGGGGUGAGGCCCUGUGAGUUCUGUUUUGUUCUGGGCCAUAUGAACAUGUUGAGCCCCUGUGAUUUAACUGGUACUGUAUAUGACUGGUACAGGUACCUAGGGGAGUACACAGUAUUGUAUAGGUAUAUGUAUAUGCUGUAAAAUUGCAUCAAAGUUUUAUUAUUUUGCCAUACAAUCACAUUAACCCCAGUAGACACAAAAUCAUUAAGUGUUUAAUGCAACAUGUUCCAACAAUAUUAAAGGAUAACACAACAACAGGAGAUUUUGACAGACAUGGUGUAAUGUCAUUAGUAUUACACUGUAUCUGACAAGUAGACACUUAUCAUAUUGGAAUAGUUUUCGUCAAUUAAUUGAAUUCGUUAAUUCAAAAUUACUCGAUUUUCUUUGCAUAAAAAGAUUACAUUGGAUUUGUAUUAGUGAAGGCCAAGACUAAAUUGUACAACAAAGUACACUGUAUGUUUGUUUGUAUUGGCUAAAGUUACUGCACUACUACGUAUUCUGAAUAUCAAUUUAAAAAAAGAAAAAACAUUAUUUUGGAGCAUAUUUGUCAUUCAGUUAAAAAGUCGCGAAACGCUGUGAUACAUAGUACGAGGACCAAACUGAGAAUAUCCUUGAUUCAUUCUUGUAAUGAUUCAGAUUUCUUGAUGCAGAUUCGGAUUGGACAAGGGAAAUGUUUUAAUAUUUUAGCUUUAUUUAUUUACACUGUCCAAUAAACAAGUUAUUUCUGUAUCAGUAUUUUCAAUUUUUUUAUCAAAGAAAAAGUACUAAAAAUUGUUCUUGUUUUUUCUCUGUUUGAAAAUGUUUGAGUUGUUUGAUUUGAAUAUGAUACUGUUAUACAUAUGUAUCUAUAUAUAUGUACCUAAGUUGGUUUUUUAAAACACACCAUGAUUAUGUGUGUGGAGUAAAUAUUAAGUGUAACUUAAUCUCAUUAUAUGAUGCACAUCAAGAACUGUAGUAACUAUUCAACAUAAGAAAUUAUCAUUGUGUGAGAGGCCUAGGCCCUGAUGUUCAUUCUGGAAACCUAACCAAUUACAUCACAGGAUCCAUAUUGAUAUGAGAAGACUUAAGUGAUACAAAUGAUUUAUUUAACAGCAUCAGCAGCAUUCAUCAGGGUUUACGGUAGAUUUUAGUCUGGAUAUAUUGACUGUCUCUGUGUAAACGGAUCAGAGCUAUCAACACUGGUAGGAUUAUUACUUCUUCAUUUUCUAUAGCAUUUACUGUAAAAUUCCUUAAUGCCAUCAGGAAAACCUGAAAAUUGCAAUGUUUUCUUGUUGUGUGGUAUAAUUUACAUGUAGAUAUCAUUCUAUGUUGUCAGUAUAACAAUAAUUCAUAUACUUACAUGGGUACAUUGUAUUAUAUCAUGAUGGUUAAUAUCAAGUCCUCUUCAUUGUGUUGUUUAAUUUCAUUCUCUAGACUAUCAAUUACAAAAUGUAUGAUAUAAUCCAGCCUAUCUUCAUGUAAAUUCAUAUAACUGAUUCCUAUUUAUUUAUUUAUGGAACGGUAUUACACAUAUAUUGUAAAAUAGAUAAGGAUGUUGUAAAUUUGUACAGACAAAAAUAUGGAAUAUGGAAGCUUCCUAACAGUCGUGCAGAUCACCAUUGGAACCAAGAAAACUAGCCCGAGUUUCAUCUGGCCCUGACAUUCAUUCCCUGACAUCAUGUCUGG
Pecten maximus is the source of this 3247-nucleotide messenger RNA. Its product is annotated as zinc finger protein-like 1. The transcript is spliced from 6 exons. The coding region runs from base 72 to 1094 and encodes 340 amino acids. The record is from RefSeq and is a predicted model, not a curated record. Gene Ontology annotation, cellular component: Golgi apparatus. NCBI's taxonomy places the organism in Eukaryota, Metazoa, Mollusca, Bivalvia, Pectinida, Pectinidae.